This is a messenger RNA of Vespula vulgaris, 3091 nucleotides long. RefSeq names its product syntaxin-6. Lineage: Eukaryota; Metazoa; Arthropoda; Insecta; Hymenoptera; Vespidae. Gene Ontology annotation, molecular function: SNAP receptor activity; SNARE binding. The coding region runs from base 295 to 1143 and encodes 282 amino acids. Gene Ontology annotation, cellular component: synaptic vesicle membrane; endomembrane system; SNARE complex. The transcript is spliced from 6 exons. The record is from RefSeq and is a predicted model, not a curated record. Gene Ontology annotation, biological process: vesicle fusion; Golgi vesicle transport; intracellular protein transport.
ACUGACUUCUAGAGAGAGGUAUGCGUUGCGCACGAACGUCAAAAUCGAAUAAAUAGUCGUCUGCAGUAGCAGCCGAAGUGGAUGUCCGCAGACGUGAUAACACGAGUAAUCGGAGUGGCCGACGAUCAUAAGUUUUUUUUUCUUUUCCCUCCUUAUCAUAAACGUGUUCGAGUUUACGUGUAGUUGGUUCGGAAGUUUUAGAAUUUCCACCGAUGAUCAUCAAAUCGCAGACGGGGAUUUCUGAAGGAGCCGUGUGGCGGCGAACAAAGCCGCCCUUACAAAUUUAAAGAAGGAAUGACGCUGGAGAAUCCUUUUUUUGUCGUCAAAGACGAGGUUUGCAAGGCACUAAAUAAGAAUCGUGGUUUAUACGGCCGCUGGACGGAAUUACAAAAUGUCGUUACUAGUCCUACAAUAAACGGUGGAGGGGGGAUUCCGAUUUCGCGCGAAGAAUUGGAUUGGACAACAACAGAGUUGCGAAAAGCGCUACGCUCGAUCGAGUGGGAUCUCGAUGAUCUAGAAGACACUAUUUGUAUCGUAGAGAAAAACCCAACGAAAUUUAAGAUUGAUAAUAAAGAACUAAGCGUUCAACGAAGUUUUAUCGAACAAACGCGGGAAGAAGUGAAGAUUAUGAAAGAUAAGAUGAAUUUAAGUAGGGGCAGGGACCGUGAUAGCACGGCAAGACAGCCCCUUUUGGAUAAUAGUCCUGCUCGUGUUCCUGUCAAUCAUGCUUCAACUAAAUAUAGUAAGCUUGAAAAUGAGACAGAUAGUCCAAAUAGACAAUUUCUUGGCGAUACUCUACAACAACAGAAUGACAUGAUGAGGCAACAAGAUGAACAAUUAGAAAUAAUUGGGGAAAGUAUUGGCACACUCAAAACAGUAUCUAAACAGAUCAACUCAGAAUUAGACGAACAAGCAAUUAUGCUGGAUGAAUUUGGUAAUGAAUUAGAAACAACAGGCUUUAAGUUAGACGCGACAAUGAAGAAAAUGGCUAAAGUUCUCCACAUGAGUAACGGUAAUUAUAACAAUUACAUUCCUGCCCCUACCACAGCUACAUCUACUGUAUCUGAUCUUACCUCUAAGCCUUCUUCUUUAUCUUCUUUAUCAACUACAAUAACCAACUGCUUCUUAUGUGCUGGAGAUUAGAUGUUUAUUAUUAUUAUUAUUAUUAUUAUUACUAUUAUUAUUAUUAUUAUUAUAUACCAUAAUUAUUCAGUAGAAAAAUGGAAUAUUUCUUUUCCAUUGGUAAUAACUAUUCAAAUUAGAAAUUAUAGCUAGAAAUAUUCGAAAACUCCCACUGAAGAAUUAUGGAAUUUUUGAUAUUAAAUAGACUAAUGAUGUUAUAAUUUUUUUACAACAUUCUGAAAUCUCUACUGCAUAUUAUUUAUUCUUAAAACAACAAAACAUCUUUGGCAUUAUUUUAAAUGAACUAAGUAUUUAUCUAUUUUUGCACUCUCCUUGGAAGACUUUUAUUGUUUAAUAUUUGCAUCAGCAAGCAAGCUUCUAUUAAUUUAAACAUUAUUAAUUUUACUUUUAUUUAAUAUUAUUUUAAUGUAUAGUAUCGUAUGCUCAAUAUCCUCUGUUUGGUGUUACUAGUAAUUAUAUCACUGUUGCUAUACUACCACAGUGGGCAGUCCACAUAUAAGAUACAGGAUAUCAAUAUACCUGUAAUACUCAUAUUACUAAUAUUUUUUAAUGAAUAUAGAGAAAAGUAUUUGAUACUUAAUUUGUAUUGCAAUUUCUCAAAUACAGUAACUUUUCAUUUAUAUUUCAUGUGUAAUUAUUAUAAAAUAUGAUUAUAUAAAAUAUGAAACAUAGUUAGAGGAGAAUAUCUAUUUUUCUGUUGUUGUAUAUAUAAUACAGUUUUUAUUUUUAUUUUCAACUUAUUAAGUUCCUAUAUCUAUAAUUAUAUUAAAAAGUAUAUAAUAACAAAUAAUGUUAAAAAAUUUGAAAACCAAAUUAUAUGUAUUUGAGAUCUUAUAAUUGCAAUAGUUUAUUUUUGCAAAAUAAAUCUAUCAAAUGAUGAUUAAAUAGAGUCACCAAGUAUUUGAAGUUAAUGAUAAUAUAACAACAAAACAACAAGAAGAUAUAAUCACAAUUUGCUGAAUUGCUCAGAUGAAUAUACAAUUUUAGAAAGUAAAUUAUUUAAUCCUUCUUAAAUACUUGGCCAAAUAUAUAAUUUUGAAUUUUAAAAAGGACCACUUCAACAGGAUACUUUUCUGUAGAUAUAGUUGAAGAGAUAUAAAUAUAUAUACAAGAAAAUUAAAUUAUUAUAUAUAUAUAUAUACACAGACACACACACACACACAUAUAUAUAAAAUAUAUGAGUGCAAUAAGCACUAUACAGUGUGUUAAAAACUAUAAGCAGUAACAAUAAAUAUAAACACUGUUGAGGUAAUACUUACUAAGAAAAAUAUGUAGGUAAAUUAAAACAGUAUAGUUGAUAUUUUGUUCAAGUAAAAUUAACAAACAUUACCAAUGCCAAAAAUUAUAAAGCAUACGUCAAGCAGAGUUUUAAGUAGAAAGGAUAAGCACAAGAGCUUGUGUGCCUGAUAAAGAUUUAAUAAGACAAAAUUAUGCAUAGCAUUAGAAAAAUUUUCUAUAAUAUUUGGGUAUUGGAAAUACCUCAUAUACUAGUACUUCCAAUGUACACAAUGUGAUAUCAGUAUGCUAAGUGAUUUAAAGUUCAAGUCUAUAUAACGAAGAUUUUGGUGGGUAUUGAAACAUUGAAUGUGUCUCUUAGCAUACCCUUAUUAAAUAUGUACAUACAUAACAUUUCUAAGCUGCUCAAUUAAAUACACUUAAAAAUAGGAUUGAAUAUUUGUAUGUAUGGUGGUUGAGAUUGAUUGUUUCUUUAGAAUAUUGUUAACAAGUGUCAGAAAUUUUAGUGAUUAAAAAGUAUUUGUCCCUUUAGGACAAAUUCAAAGAUACAAUAUGUGUAUAGAUUAUUUAAAAAAAAUACAAAUAUUAUAAUCUUAUGAGAGACUUCAUAUCAAAAUAAAAUAGUAUUUCAGUAUGUGACUAACAAAAGAUAAUAGACUAUCUAUUUCUCAUAUAUAUGACCAAUUGUGAAAAAAAUAAUAAAAUUUAGAAA